AUGCCAGCCUGGCUGCCUCAUGGGGAGCUAGACACACAUGGCCAUGCCAUUAGCCUCCUGUUCGGCUUCUAGACGGGUUUCAUCUGGGAGACCUACAUAGUCCUUGCUUGGAACAACACAGUGUAAAGCUGCCCUGGUGCUAACUUGUCUUCUGAAUAACCACACACCGAAAUACAGCAGAACAGAAGACGGGGCCACAAAGAAGAGGACCACAGUCAGGUGCCAGAAGCAGGUGACAUCUAG
This is a messenger RNA of Felis catus (domestic cat), 243 nucleotides long. RefSeq names its product small integral membrane protein 2 (gene SMIM2). The record is from RefSeq and is a predicted model, not a curated record. Lineage: Eukaryota; Metazoa; Chordata; Mammalia; Carnivora; Felidae.